Hypoxylon fragiforme is the source of this 1174-nucleotide messenger RNA. RefSeq lists its product as uncharacterized. Gene Ontology annotation, molecular function: acyltransferase activity, transferring groups other than amino-acyl groups. Bases 291 to 1076 code for a protein of 261 amino acids. The record is from RefSeq and is a predicted model, not a curated record. The transcript is spliced from 3 exons. Lineage: Eukaryota; Fungi; Ascomycota; Sordariomycetes; Xylariales; Hypoxylaceae.
UGAGUUUUUGAUUGAUCUGAUCUGAUCUCGCUCGCUCGUUUUGCUCCACCCCUAGAUCUUGCUUGAUCUUGCAGGUUAUAUAUCUUUUCCCUUUUUGGGGCGAGGGGUAUAAAUGUGGAUCGAGGGGCAAGAAGAAGGGGAAGAGAGAGAGAGAGCAGAAAAGAGAAAAUAGAGGCUGUUGGCUAAUAUGUUCUCUAUGGUUGGUGGGAUAUGUAGUCGCCGACACCUAGGAAGUCAGAGUUAGACCAAAAGCACCCCCAACCCCCAAGCCCCUGCCACGCCCAACAACCAUGGAGCACGUAAGCAACAGCGUUUCGUCGUCCCUCGUGGAGAUGAAGAAGCAGCAGCGGUCGCUGGUGCCGCAGAAGUGGGAGGGCCAGGUGCGCGCGAUCGGGAUCGCGGAGUACAAGGAGGCGGCGCAGUCGCUGGCGCAGGCCUUCGCGACCGACGAGCUGGCGCAGUACCUCCUCGACGCCGACGACAUGGUCGGCUACGACGACGAGGCCAAGUGGCGCCUCCACGUCGACAUCUUCAACUACAUCGUCGCUGCCCAUUGUUAUCGGGGUGUCGUCACCACCAUCGGCCCCGACUACGAGGGCGUCGCGCUUUGGAUGCCGCCGGGGCAAGAGAUGGACGACUGGGUGACCAUCGUCCGCAGCGGCAUGUGGCGGCUCUACUACCAGCUCUCGGCCGAGGGGCGCAAGCGCUACUACCGCGAGCUCAUGCCCGUGCUCCACCACACCAAGGCAGAGACCAUGGGCGACCGCGACAGCGAGUGCUACUACCUCGUCUACCUCGGCACCAAGCCCAGCGGACAGCGCAGGGGCUACGCCAGGAAGCUGCUCGAGCAUAUGGCUGCUAAGGCCGACGCAGAAGGGCGCCCCAUGUACCUCGAGUCGAGCACGGAGCGCAACAACGCGUACUACAAGAAGUUCGGCUUCGAGGCCAAGAAGGACAUCUACCUCGGCGCCGACAGCCGCUCCCCCGUCCGCCUCACCAUCAUGGUCCGCGAGCCCCAGAAGCUGCCCCCGUCUACCACCAUCCCCAUCAAGUUGGCGAGGCGUGGUGGGGUUUAGGUUAUUGGGCUGGGGCUGGGGCUGGGGCUGGGGCUGGGGGGGAUGAGGGUAUAUGAUUGUAAGGACUUUGUUGUUUGUUUGUUUGUUUGUUGUUGUUG